Messenger RNA from Osmia bicornis bicornis, 3570 nucleotides. It is a transcript of the gene uex, whose product is annotated as unextended protein. Lineage: Eukaryota; Metazoa; Arthropoda; Insecta; Hymenoptera; Megachilidae. Gene Ontology annotation, molecular function: transmembrane transporter activity. Gene Ontology annotation, biological process: transport; magnesium ion homeostasis. The record is from RefSeq and is a predicted model, not a curated record. Gene Ontology annotation, cellular component: plasma membrane.
AUGAAGUUGUCACAGUGCAUUUGUUCCAUGAUGGCGCAACAUGUUAUUUAUUCAAGCACACCGGCAGCCCUUUUGUUACUUGUUUUUUUACGAUAUCCAACUUAGUAAACGGUAAUGCAUUUACAGAAGGUGAAAGUAUCUGAUAGCCUGAAAGUGAAAUCAGUGAAUGCUUUAAUUACAAAGCAAUCUCAUGCACGAGAAUAUCUGUCCGCUGGUCCAGGUUUCCUUGUAGAGAUUCGUACCGGCCUCGAGAGUAACGUUUCGUUACGCUGGUCAUCUACACCUGACGAUUGGGAUCCAAACAACAGAUUAGACGCAAUCUUGAUCGCACAUAAUGGCAGGUCGGCAAUAUAGAAGUUUAUUCGAAUUCCUAAUUUUAAGGUUCCACGAUCUAUUUCCUGUCUGAGAACCAUCAGCAGAUUCGGCGAAACAUGGACCAAUCUUGGAAGCCAAUUAACUAUUAAGCGCCCAGUUCAACCAGAAAAAUAUUUUCGUACACGUCGUUCCAAUGCAUUAGAUAAUUUUGAUGAUGAAUACAAAGAUCCAUUAAUUGAUGAAAUGCAUACAAAUGUAUUUGUCGAGGGAUUAAGAAUAGAGACUUCAGACAAGGAUCCUAGCUACAGAGAGGAUGGUAUUCCUGAGAUAUUAGCUGGAAGUAGGGCUGUUAUACGACUAUUUGGCUUUGGUUUUACCGAAGAUACAUUGGUCGCAUUCACAGAUGAACCGGCAAACAGAACUGAUAUUUGUGAUAAAAUUAGAAGCAGUCAAUUUCCAGUAAAAAAUGUAAAAAAUCAUACUGCAACUAUUGAUGUUGUAUUACCGCUUGGUUCACCAUUCUAUGUGUGUAUAAAACAACCAGUAUAUGGAAAAGAAAGUUCUGACCGUUUGCUUUUUAAACAUCAGGGUACUGCAUCAUGGAAUACUAUAUAUACAUAUGAAAAAUUCUUACCACUUUGGCUCAAUGUAAUUAUUCUCUUGUGUCUUAGCUUUUCUGCUUUGUUUUCUGGUUUGAUGGGAUUAAUGGCAAUGGAUAGAACUGUUAAAAUACUUUGUAAUACUGGAACAGAAAAGGAAAAACAGUAUGCAAGAACAAUACAGCCCGUGAGAAAUCAUGGGAAUUAUUUGUUGUGUUCGAUUUUAUUUUCGAAUGUUUUGGUGAAUUCAAUUACCAUUUUGCUAGAUGAUCUAACUUCUGGAUUAGUUGCUGUUUUUGUUCCACCCUUGUCUAUUGUAAUUUUUGGCGAAAUUUCACCGCAAGCUAUUUGUAGCAGACAUGGAUUGUGUAUUGGAGCAAAGACUAUUUAUAUUACAAAAUUAACCAUGAUAAUAACAUUUCCGAUGAGUUAUCCUAUUAGCAAACUUCUAGAUGUUCUUCUCGGUGAAGAAAUCGGGAAUGUAUAUAAUCGUGAACGAUUGAAAGAACUUGUAAAGGUGAGAAAGAAAAAUAGGAAUAUAUAUUUAGAAAAGGAUGAAGUGAAUAUUAUUGCUGGAGCAUUAGAACGGCGAAAGAAAACUGUUAAAGAUGUAAUGACAAAAAUUGAAGAGGUAUACAUGUUGAAUUAUGAUGCCAUUUUAGAUUUGUGAACAGUGUCGGAAAUCAUGAAAUCAGGAUUCUCGCGUAUACCAGUAUACGAAGGUACAAGGACAAACAUCGUAACAAUGCUUUAUAUUAAAGAUCUUGCUUUCGUUGAUCCAGAUGAUAAUAUGCCACUUAAAACUUUGUGCCAAUUUUAUCAAAAUCCGUGCAACUUUAUUUUCGAAGAUGUUACAUUAGAUAUUAUGUUUAAACAAUUUAAAGAAGGUCAUAAAGGUCACAUGGCAUUUGUGCAAAGAGUAAAUAAUGAAGGUGAAGGAGAUCCAUUUUAUGAAGUAAUAGGAUUAGUCACAUUGGAGGAUGUUAUAGAAGAAUUGAUUCAAGCUGAGAUCAUGGAUGAAACCGAUGUAUUUACGGAUAAUAAAAGUAAACGUAGAAGACAAGCUAGACAUAAAAUACAAGAUUUUACUGUAUUUGCGGAGAAGAAAGAAAAUCAGCGUAUUCAUAUAUCGCCGCAGUUGACAUUGGCCAUGUUUCAGUACUUAUCAACAACUGUAGAUGCAUUUAAACCCGAUACAAUAUCAGAAACUAUUUUACGCCGUUUACUUAAACAAGACAUUAUUUAUCAUAUCAAAGUGAAGUCGCGCGAAAAGGCAAGAAAUGAUUCGUCAGCAGUAAUUUAUCAACAAGGAAAAGCAGUCGAUUAUUUCGUUUUGAUCUUAGAAGGUCGAGUUGAAGUUACGGUUGGCAAAGAAAAUAUGAUGUUCGAAAGUGGACCAUUUACGUAUUUUGGUUCUCAGGCGCUCACAGUUAAUGUUGGAAUCGCUGAAUCACCCGACCAAUACAAAUCCUCAACAGUAGGCAGCAUACAAUCGGUUAAUUUGGAUUCGAGAUUGAGAUACACGUUUGUUCCAUAUACAGUGCGAGCUGUAACCGAAGUGUUUUAUGUUAAAAUUAAAAGAUCUUUGUAUUUGGCUGCGAAACGAGCAACCCUUCUGGAACGAAGCCAAAAAGAUCCCAUACCUGGAAGUCAAGAACAAUUUGGCGAAAUAGAAAAGUUAUUGCAUUCUUUGGACGAAAGGAUGAUCGCAGCGUGUCCAGAAUCUCCAGUGUAUUACCGAUUCCGAUAGGACAAGGAAAGUAAAAAAGAUAAAGAAAAAGGAAAAAGAACUGGCGUACAAUCUCCCAUUCAUAGUGCUACUGCUCCAACUUCACCUGCUCCAGUUAGUGCUAGUCCAGUUACACAUUCAAAAUUUAUUUCAUCGUUCAGUGAUCAUAAUGGCAAACUAAAAAAUUCACCAAUGAAGUCAAUGAUCACGAGUCCGAAUCAAGGACAAACCAACUUGGAGUUAAAUUCAGAUAUUCUUGCUCUCCAAGAAACAAAUAAAAUCAUAUCAGCAAAGAAAUUAAUCGAAGAGGAAGAAAGAACGAAUCUCCUGCCUAAGCAAGAAGACUCUUAACGCUCGAAGAUUGGUCGACGAUGUUUAAACGCGUCGACGUUGUUGACAAUGCAGGUAUUAAACAACGAAGAGCAGGAAAAACCUCUAUGACAUAGAAUGCUAUGAUGGCAUUAGGUACUUAACAAAUUACAUAAAUAUUUAUCGCAAAACAAAUCGAUAGCUGAUGUUAAAUAUUUUAAGUUCUAAAUGGUUGGCUCAAAGACUAUCCACUAUAUCCUAGUUCUGUGAAGUUAGUACGCUCAGGGAAGUUUGCCAAAAUUUCAGACAUUCAUAUAUUCGAUUCUUACGGUCUACGUAAAUAGUCCAAUACGUAACUGAUGUUCAAACCUAUUUUUAAGUGACAAAUGUUUUAUUUCUCGAAAGAGCGGAACGCUUAACUAAGAAAAGUCUAUUCUCAACGUAAUAGAAAAAAAGAAACAAUUCAUUUUCUACUAUCUACCACAAAAUGCACACGUUUGUUCAAUAAUUUUUCUUGAACACUUGUAAAUAUCGUUUUACUGUACAUUUUCAUUUAGAACGAAACCUUUGUGAUGUGUAUUUCAUUCUUCGCAAUGAAAUACACGUUACAUGACAUUU